CGGCAAAUGCUCAAGCUCUGCAGGGCUAUCAACAGGUGAUAGCCAUGAUGCAACAGGCAGGGGGCUUCAUGCCAUUUGCUUAUCCUGGCAUGAUGCCACCAAUUAUGCCACCCGAGUGUCGACCCCAUCGACAUUUGUCCCUAGGAUGGUUCCUAUACGCCUGGUGAAUUUUACAGGAAACAUGAAUGAGGCAGUGCCCUCAAAUGUCCAUGAAGUCGACGAGGCGGAACAGGAGGCAGCCCGCAAAAGGAAGGGUAAGGUUAUAGCCAAACCCAGCAAGACCCGAGAUUCGGCGUUCAAACGCCUAGGGGACAAAGAGGAUGGACCCCGCAAGUCUGCCAAGCUACGUCUUGGUCCUGAGAUGGGCCGGACUAGCGCAAUGGAAAGACUUGGCGGGAGUCGUCCUGCCCAAUCUCGUCGUUCUAGGGAAUCUAAGACGAUUCACCUAGAUGAGGAGGAAGCUGAAAGCCAGCCCAGAGCAUCGGCAUAUACCAGGCUCUCAUACGAUGAGGAUGACCUCGACAAGAUAGGGAGCAUAGCGAGAAAGCUAAGUGCCCUGGAGGAAAAGGUAGAAGAGAAGGCGGGAGCGAAGAAGCACACCCUGGCCAAAUCACCCUUUUCAGCCAGGGUAUAUGCACAAAACUUGAGGCGGAAGGUCAAGCUGGAUGUGGAGAAAUUCACUGGAAAGGAGGAUCCAAAUAUCCACCUUGACACCUUCCAUAAUGCAGCGCAAAUGGCCGGGUGUACUGAUGCUGAUGAAUGCCUACUCUUCUUCUCAUCCUUGAGAGGGAGGCCAGUGGAAUGGUUUAACAGCCUUCCACAUGGUAAGAUCGGGUCCUUUGAAAAACUUGCUGAGAUUUUUUGCAAGAAGUACGAGGACAACUGCAUCAAAAGGAAGAAGUUCACCUACCUUAACACGGUAGGGCAGAGGGAGAAGGAGUCCUUGACUCAGUUCUUAACUCGCUGGAGGGACGAGGUCGACAAAGUAGAAGAGAUGGACGACAAGACUGUAACACCCUAAUUUGUCCAGGUCUACAGCCCCUUUCAGAUUAAAGUAUUAACUUGGUAAUCGUAAAAAUUUAAAACAUUUCAAACACUUUUAUUUAUCACAAUAAUAUUUUUCAUAAUAUAAACAGUACGGAGUUUUCAAUAUUGCGGAAGCUUAACAAUCAUAAUCACAAACAUAAUUUAUUUAUGUUCUUUAAUUCAAAACCAUCACAUCCAUUCCGACAAUCUCGCCUCCGUCUGCCUCCAGGAUCACGUCACUUCAUUAACCUGCGUGUAGCAAAUAAAACAUACUACACGCU
Messenger RNA from Cuscuta campestris, 1307 nucleotides. Lineage: Eukaryota; Viridiplantae; Streptophyta; Magnoliopsida; Solanales; Convolvulaceae. The record is from the annotation of a GenBank genome assembly.